AUGUUUAACGAACUGUAUGUUCUUGUCCCAUUAGCGGAGCGAAAAGAUCUAUGUUCGGAAUGUAUCGGAUUACUGAAUCAGGAAUGGCCACGAAGCGUAGGUGCACGUGAGAAUACGCUACGUAAAUCACUUAAUUUAACGCCUCCUAUGUCGUUCAUUGUGGUCGACAAAAAGACGGAUAAGUUGAUAGGUCAUGCAAGGUUAUGUCCACUUCCGGCUGUAUUGCAAAGUUGUUGGAUCGAAUCCGUUAUCAUUAAUAGCAGUCUGAGAGGUAAAGGUUUGGGUUGUUGGCUAAUGGCACAACUGGAAGAUGAAGCUAGAAAGUUUGGUUUCAGGAAGGCUUAUCUAUCUAGUAAGAAUAAACAGAGAUUUUAUGCAAAAUGUGGUUAUUCAACUUGUGGACCAGUGUUUAAUGCUGGUGCUAAUGCUGCGUUAUUUGAAAGAUUCGAUUUGGGAAGAUCUUUAUUGUUAGCGUUUAAUGGAUCUUGUAAUGACCAAAUUACUCAGACUAAUUCAUCAAAACAUAGUACUUCCUGUAAACCUGCUUCGUCCAAAAAAACCUUAGCAAUUCCACCACCAGCUCCUCCUCCUCCUCCUUCUCUAACGUCAAUGUUAUCAACCGGUGAAGUAAUAAAAUUUGGUAGCAAACAGAUUGAUUAUAUGUUUAAAAUACUUUAA
Messenger RNA from Cercopithifilaria johnstoni, 678 nucleotides. The record is from the annotation of a GenBank genome assembly. NCBI's taxonomy places the organism in Eukaryota, Metazoa, Nematoda, Chromadorea, Rhabditida, Onchocercidae.